ACAGGCAAAUCCGUCUUUUUCCUCGGAGCGACUGGCUACAUCGGAGGCUCGGUCCUCUCCAAGCUCCUCUCCCUCCCCACUCCUCCCUCAAGUAUCACCUGCCUCGUCCGGUCCGCCGAUAAGGCCCCGCUGUUCGACCAGCUCUCCCUGCCCUCCGGCACGACCCUCAAGGUCCUCCAGGGCUCGCUGGAGGAGCACGACAAGCUCAUCAAGGCGGCAGAGGAGCACGAGGUGAUCGUCAACACUGCGAACGCGGAUGCGCUGGACAGCAUCAAGGCGUUGAUGCAGGGGAUGAAGAACCGGAGGGAGAAGACGGGACACAGGAGCUUGUUUAUCCAGACGAGCGGGACGGGCGUUAUGGUUGAUCAGGCCAAGGGAGAGUAUCCUACCGACGUGACAUACACCGACCUCAACCCUAUGCCCAAGACACGAGACGAUCCUGCGCUUCUGUCGAUGGAGGAGAUCCCGUCGUCUGCCCCGCACCGGGAGGUCGACAUUGCCAUCAACGAGGGCGAUGCCAAGGGAGACUUCAAGAGCUACAUCAUCCUUCCUUCGACGAUCUGGGGUCAGGCCAAGGGGGAGAUCUACGACAAGGGGAUCUCCAACAGCUUCUCGGACCAGAUGCCUACGCUUUCUAGGAUCGCUCUGGACCGAGGUGUCGCCGGCAUGGUCGGAAAGGGCGCAAACAUUUGGCCUCACGUCAACAUCAGCGACAUCGCCGACCUCUUUGCGCUCGUAUACCAACGCUCGCAGAAGGGCGACAUCGGACACGGCAAGUCCGGAUACUACCUCGGCAUUUCGGGCGAGUACACCCUUCUCGCUGCCGUUCAAGCGAUCGGGCAAGCGCUUGUCGAGAACAAGUUUAGCGACAAGUCACAGCCGACCACGCUGUCAGAGGAGGAGAUGAAGAAGUAUUAUGGCGGGAGCUAUUAUAUGGGCGGGAACUCGAGAGGACGGGCGGAUCGGAGUAAGAGUAUUGGGUGGAGGCCCAAGUACACGGAUGAGAGGGACUUUUUGAGGGUCGUUAGGGAGGAGACGGUGAGGUGUGAAAAGGUGUUUGGGAGGAAGCUGGAGGAGGCGACCAAGAAGGUCUACUAG
Molecule: messenger RNA, 1098 nt
Organism: Dioszegia hungarica
Lineage: Eukaryota; Fungi; Basidiomycota; Tremellomycetes; Tremellales; Bulleribasidiaceae
Exons: 4
Source: RefSeq, a predicted model, not a curated record